CAGCACCCAGCAGGUAGCGCAAGAAGAUAAAUAUACACUUCGAUCUUAUCCUUCCAGAAACUAAAAGCUUGGCCAUGGCUAUGGCUAAAAAGGGAGCAAGCAGCCUUCUCCUACUCAGCCUCUCCUCCUACCUCCUCUGUGUUGCCCAUGCCGCCACCUCGCUUAGCUUCAGCUACAACUUCUCCGACGCCGGCGUCCUAACCGGCGCCGACCUCACGUACAUGUCCAACGCCACUGCCGCCAGCGAUCGGAUCGACCUGACCAAGGACACGACCUGGAGCACCGGCCGGGUGGCGUACGGGCAGCCCGUGCCGCUGUGGGACAACAGCAGCACCGGCAAUUCCAUGGUCGCCAGCUUCACCUCCAACUUCACCUUCGCCAUCACGCCACACAACAGCACUUUCGGCCAGGGCGACGGCAUGGCGUUCUUCGUGGCGCCGUACCCGCCGUCUCUGCCGCAGGACUCCAACGGCGGCUUCCUGGGGCUCUUCAACAACCCCAACAACACGGCCAACGCCUACUUCCCGCCGACCGUCGCCGUGGAGUUCGACGCGUUCAGGAACACCUGGGACCCGGAGAGCACCGUGAACCACGUCGGCGUCGACGUCAACAGCAUCGUCUCCGCCGCGUACGCGGCGCUGCCGGACGCGAGCUUCAACGGGACCAUGUCGGCGUGGGUCAGGUACGACGCCAGCGCGAGCACGCUCUCGGCGACGCUGCGGUUCGACCACCUGCCGGAGCUCGGCCUCUACAACGUCAGCGCCACCGUCGACUUCAAGGAAGCCGGGCUGCCGCAGCAAGCGGCGGUCGGGUUCUCCGGAGCCACCGGAGAUUUCGUCGAGCGGCAUCAGAUCCUUUCGUGGUCGUUCGAGUCCGCUCUCGUCAGCGUCGCCGCCGGUGACAACACGACCGGAACCAAAACAUCAAACAUAGGCCUAAUAGCCGGACUGGCAUGUACUGGGAUCUUCAUACUACUCAUUGUAGCAGCGUGGCUCAGCUACAACAAAUACCUGAAACAAAGGGGCGCCAAACAAACACAAGAACCACCUCAAAACACAGAGACUCCCCUCCACCUCGAUGGAGAAAUGGACGACGAGUUCGAGAUGGGGGCCGGGCCUCGGAGAUUCACCUACAACCAGCUGUCACAGGCGACGCGAGGUUUCUCCGACGAGGAGAAGCUCGGCGAGGGUGGCUUCGGAUCAGUCUACCGUGGGUACCUGCAGGAUCAAGGUCUCCAUGUGGCCAUCAAGAAGGUCUCCAAGACGUCGAAGCAGGGGAGGCGAGAGUACGUCUCCGAGGUCACCAUCAUAAGCCGCCUCAGGCACCGUAACCUCGUGCAGCUCGUCGGGUGGUGCCAUGACGCCGACGAGCUCCUGCUCGUCUACGAGCUCAUGAGCAAUGGCAGCCUUGACAAGCAUCUCUAUAGCACAGACAACAUUCUUACAUGGCAAGUCAGGUACGACAUUAUCCUUGGCAUGGGGUCUGCGCUCCUGUACCUUCACCAGGAAUGGGAGCAGUGCGUGGUGCACAGGGACAUGAAGCCGAGCAACGUGAUGCUGGACUCGUCGUUCAACGCCAAGCUAGGGGACUUCGGCCUGGCGCGCCUCGUCAACCACAGCCGCGCCGCGCACACCACCUGGCUCGCCGGCACCAUGGGCUACAUGGACCCAGAGUGCGUGGUCACCAGCCGCGCCAGCGUCCAGUCCGACGUCUACAGCUUCGGCGUCGUCCUCCUCGAGGUCGCCUGCGGCAGGAAGCCCGUCGUACUGGAGGAGGAAGACGAGAGCAGAGUGCUGCUCGUGCAGUGGGUCUGGGAUCUGUACGGGAGGGGCGAGCUCCUCGACGCGGCGGACCCCCGGCUGAACGACGGCGGCGGCGGCGGUGGGUUCCAGCCGCUGGAGAUGGAGCGGGUGCUAUGCGUGGGGCUGUGGUGCGUGCAUCCGGACUACGCGUCCCGGGCAUCGAUCCGGCAGGCCAUGAGCGUGCUCCAGUUCGAGGCGCCAUUGCCGGAGCUCCCGCUGGAGAUGCCGGUGGCGACGUAUGGGCCGCCUGUUGCCAGGGGUCACAAUUGGUCAAGCACCACGUCGUCGUCCGCAAGUGCCAACACCGGAGGCCACUCGUCGACUAGUGACCGGACGGCGGAACACUCGUUAGGCUCGUCGGACAAGAGCAGCACCCAUGGCCUUUUGUCACUUCCAAGUUCCAACACGAGGAGUGCGACGAAAUAAGGAGUUUUUCGGUGUAUGAUACUGUGAGAAGAGAAAUAUGUAAAUUGCGUAUGGAACAGGGUUGAUCCUGGACACUGAAUGCCUGACCUGUAAAGUUCUAGGAUGUUGCCUAUAGCAAGUUCGCCUAAUUUAGUGACUGAAACUGGUAUGGCCAAUUGGAGGAUACUAUUUCAUCGAUGGCCUUUAGAGUUUACACCGAGACUUGUCCUAAAUUAACCCUAUCGGUUUCCUUGUUUA
Molecule: messenger RNA, 2465 nt
Organism: Sorghum bicolor (sorghum)
Lineage: Eukaryota; Viridiplantae; Streptophyta; Magnoliopsida; Poales; Poaceae
Product: L-type lectin-domain containing receptor kinase IX.1
Exons: 3
Coding region: 75-2228 (717 amino acids)
Biological process (GO): protein phosphorylation
Cellular component (GO): plasma membrane
Molecular function (GO): ATP binding; protein kinase activity; carbohydrate binding
Source: RefSeq, a predicted model, not a curated record